UUACUAGUGUUAUAUGGAUCAACGUGUAUUCUGUGAGGAAGUAGGCCUAUAUAACACCUCUGCGUGCACGUAAUCGCGUUUAUAGUUAACUCACGGAGCAGGCAAUAUGGAUGAACAAGCCCAGUACACGACAGUGAGUGAGAACCUGACGACAUCAGAGCCUAUGUUUAAUGAUGACUUGUCGCCGUUCAGCACCGCCCUUACGGAGUAUGUUACGCAACAAACAGUGGCUGCCAAAGGUGGUACAACGCAAAACACUAUACCGGCGGUCAACACAACACUUCUCAUAAUUCUCUACAGUAUAACAUUUCUCUUAGCGGUCGUGGGCAAUAUUUUAGUGAUGGUUACAAUCGUUCAAAACAAGAGGAUGCGGACAGUGACCAACGUUUUCCUUUUCAGCCUAUCAGUCAGUGACCUAUGUCUUGCACUUCUCUGUAUGCCGUUCACGUUGGUCGGAAAUGUACUACGCACAUUCAUAUUCCCGUAUUCAUUAUGUAAAAUCAUUCUUUAUUUCCAAGGUGUGUCAGUAAACAUAUCAACAUGGACCAUGGUAGCUAUAUCUGUUGAGAGGUACUUCGCCAUCUGUAUGCCACUGAAGUCGCGUUCGUGGCAAACCAAACGCCAUGCUUACGUCAUCAUCCCCAGUAUCUGGAUAGCUGCUUUUGUCAUAUUUAUCCCAACUGCCAAGUUUACGCAAGUUCAAGAGUCCGGACCAUAUAGAAGAUGCUCAGAGGAAUGGCCUAGUCAGAAUUUCAUGAAGACAUAUUUGACUAGUCUGUUAUUCGUACUGAUGGUCAUUCCAUUUUUAGUGAUGGUUCUAGCAUACGGAUUAAUCAUCCUAGAGCUGGAGAAGGGCAUGAAGCAGAUAAAAAGGGCAACUAUAAAAGAAAAAGAGGACUGUGGAACUAAAAUGGCGACGUUUAAACCAACGCCCCUAAAUGAGCAACAGAAAGAAACAAAGCCGAAGGACUGGAAUACGACGGCCACGUGCGCCCCACGUAACACAUCGACGAACAAGGCUAAGAAGCGCGUGGUGAUUAUGUUAAUAGUAAUCGUGGCGCUGUUUUUCAUCUGCUGGACACCGUCUUGGGUGAUCAACAUCUGGUUCGUCCACCAUCAGGCUUCGGCGGUGGCCAUGCUUAACCCUAUCCACGUGAUCUUCAUCCGUCUGCUAACCUACAUAUCGUCGUGCACUAAUCCAAUUGUCUAUUGUUUCUUGAACAAGGGUUUUCGUCAAGGAUUCCUUGAGGCAUUCGGGUGUUGUCUUGGCCGUAGGUAUAGAAGCAACCCAUCUAUGCGAAACGUAAACAUCAGAAGUAAUACGGCAAACGUUACCAAGCAACCAGUUACAUCCGGGUAUACUAAUGUCUCCUCGGAAUCCGAUUCAUAAAAUAAUUAAUCGAUGGUAGAUGUAGGCCUACUAAUAAAAUCAAUCUGACCAUACAAACCGACUAAUACUAUACCACAGAGAACCAUUGCUUUAACCUCAAAAUACAAUAGGCAUACCGGGCCCGUGUUUAUAUAUGCUGUAUUUCAUUUACAGUCAUAGUUUUAGUUAAAUAGAAUCUGUAUAUACGUUUAAUGUAUAGUUUUCUUUCAUUUUGUAUAAAUAUACCUCGUAUAAUUAUGGAACUUUAGCCAUUAUUUAAUA
Messenger RNA from Anneissia japonica, 1651 nucleotides. RefSeq names its product cholecystokinin receptor type A-like. The record is from RefSeq and is a predicted model, not a curated record. Lineage: Eukaryota; Metazoa; Echinodermata; Crinoidea; Comatulida; Comatulidae. The coding region runs from base 107 to 1390 and encodes 427 amino acids. Gene Ontology annotation, cellular component: membrane. Gene Ontology annotation, molecular function: gastrin receptor activity; neuropeptide receptor activity. Gene Ontology annotation, biological process: neuropeptide signaling pathway. The transcript is spliced from 5 exons.